Rana temporaria (common frog) is the source of this 2693-nucleotide messenger RNA. RefSeq names its product hypocretin receptor 2 (gene HCRTR2). Bases 611 to 1930 code for a protein of 439 amino acids. Gene Ontology annotation, biological process: circadian sleep/wake cycle process; G protein-coupled receptor signaling pathway; feeding behavior. Gene Ontology annotation, molecular function: orexin receptor activity. The record is from RefSeq and is a predicted model, not a curated record. The transcript is spliced from 7 exons. NCBI's taxonomy places the organism in Eukaryota, Metazoa, Chordata, Amphibia, Anura, Ranidae. Gene Ontology annotation, cellular component: membrane.
AGCAGUUUUGGGAACUGGAACAGGGUAGUUGUUUUAGAGCUGGAACUGGGAAAAAAAUAACCCUUUCAAACAGACUGAGUGAAACAGGUAUUAGAAAUUAGUUACUGAUAAGCUAAUAUGGAUGAAAAUGAAUUGCACAAUGAUUGCAGUUGAACUGAGCUGCUAGCAUGAAUUACUGUCUACCAUUCAUAGAGAGAAUCAACGAUCUUUCCUGUGUAGCACACAACAGGCAGCCAAGCUCUAAACCGUAAGGAUGGAGGGGGAGGAACUGCAGAGGGAGUGAGCACUUCUACACAGGACCCAGUGACAUGGAUUCAAACACUGAGAUUGAAGCACGCUAUUCUACUCUCCCUCUAUGCUUAUUCUGUUUUAUUCAAGCCAAAGGGAUAAAAAUGUUAAGUAACGUAAUGACAUCUGUAAAGGAAAACUACAGGAAAAGAGUUGUGUGCCUUUAACUUUGAGUACAAUCCUACUUCUGCAGCAUUUUGUUUUGGCAUGGAUUCUGAUAUCCAUAAAAGGAUGCUUUUGUGUGCACCUAUAUAAGUUGAUUAGUCUACCGGAAUUUAUACCUCUUUAUGCGUUAUAUCGGAAGCAAUCACGAGCUGGAAGAAUGCCAGGAACUAAAGUUGAUGAUUACCUGUAUAGGAAUAGGUCUGCACUGGAAACAAAUGUGACACAGGAACCACUUCUGAACCCAUCUUCUGAUUAUGAUGAUGAGUUUCUACGCUUUCUUUGGAGGGAAUAUCUACACCCAAAGGAAUAUGAAUGGGUUCUCAUUGCUGGAUAUAUUGCAGUAUUUAUUAUUGCUCUCAUUGGAAAUAUCUUAGUUUGUGUUGCAGUGUGGAAGAAUCAUCACAUGAGGACAGUCACCAACUAUUUCAUAGUCAACUUGUCUCUUGCAGACAUUCUUGUCACUAUCACUUGUCUUCCAGCAACCUUGGUAGUUGACAUAACCGAAACUUGGUUUUUUGGAAAACCUCUCUGCAAAGUAAUUCCUUAUUUACAGACUGUGUCAGUUUCUGUUUCUGUGUUAACACUCAGUUGCAUCGCCUUGGAUAGAUGGUAUGCAAUUUGCCAUCCGUUAAUGUUUAAAAGUACUGCCAAGAGAGCAAGAAACAGCAUUAUAAUUAUUUGGAUUGUGUCCUGUGCUAUAAUGAUUCCUCAGGCCAUUGUUAUGGAGUGUAACAGUGUUAUUCCAGAUUUAGCCAACAAAACUAUUUUAUUCACUGUCUGUGAUGAGCGCUGGGAAGGUGAAGUUUACUCCAAGGUUUAUCACAUAUGUUUUUUCUUCAUAACAUAUAUGGUUCCAUUAUGUCUGAUGAUUUUAGCCUAUUUGCAAAUUUUCCGGAAAUUGUGGUGUCGACAGAUUCCUGGAACUUCAUCUAUCGUUCAGAGGAAGUGGAAGCCCUUGCAAUGUCCAAUGCAAUCUAGAGGUCAAGGACAACCAACAAUUAAACCAAGAAUUAAUGCCGAGAUAAAACAGAUUCGGGCCAGAAGAAAAACUGCUCGAAUGCUGAUGGUUGUUCUUCUUGUGUUUGCAAUUUGUUACUUGCCAAUCAGUAUUUUAAAUAUUAUGAAAAGAGUAUUUGGAAUGUUCGACUACACAAAUAACAGAGAGACAGUAUAUGCGUGGUUUACAUUUUCUCAUUGGCUGGUGUAUGCAAAUAGUGCUGCCAAUCCCAUAAUUUACAAUUUCCUAAGUGGUAAAUUUAGGGAGGAAUUCAAAGCAGCUUUUUCUUGCUGUUGCCUUGGUGUCCAAAAACCUCAAGAUGAUCACCUCAUUCGAGGAAGAGCCAGCACUGAAAGCAGAAAAUCACUGACUACACAGAUCAGCAACUUUGAUAAUGUUUCAAGAAUCUCAGAAAAUGUUGUUCUAACUAAUCUGAGCACUAUGAACCCAAAUGGUUCCGGAGCAGUUAACAACUGGUAAAGAAACUGCAAGAAAGACAAAUAUACAUACAAUUCAGCUGUGUAACAAAGUACAUUUUUUAUAUUACAUUACUGCUCAGCACUUUGUUUUUUGCUUAUUUAUAUGUUCUGGUUUACCCAAGGCAGAGCCAUGAUCAGGCUUAUUGCCAAAGCAAAUGCUUUAUCAUUGCAAUUUAACAAUGUUAUGACAAGCCAUACUUUUGGAGCACAAAGGUGGUGUGGUGGAUGAAAGCUUUCUAAAAAAAAAAAAAAAACUUUCAAGUAUUUAGGUAUUUUGUAAAAGUGAAGGAAAAUAAAAACAUGAUGUUUUGUCCAGAAACAACAAGACUCCAUAGCAACAUAACUACAAUAGAAACUGGCAGCUACUUUUUGAUGACUUGUUGUGAUUUCACUUUUCUUUCCAACAAUUUAUUUGCAUACCUCAACGUCUUUAUUUUUAUAUACAUUCUCUAAAUUAUGUUGAUUAGCGUUCAUUUUUGUUUCAUUUUUUUUUUUUUACGAGAUGCAACCAGUUUGGUGAACAGUAUAGAUAAAGUGAUCAUCAGUACUAAGAUACUGAAAAAGGUUUUAGUGAUCCUUUUUUUUCUUCUUGCGUAUACUGCCUGCUCAAAAUAUGCAGCUGUGUGUAAGGAUUAAAGGAUAUCUCUACUUUGUGCUGCAUUUUGAGUUGGAAUAUGCACUUUAAUAAUUGCAUAUACACUAUACUGUCAAAAGUAUUGGGAUACCUGUCUUUACACGCACAUGAAAUUUAAUGGCAUCCCGGU